CAUUCCAUUUUAGACUUUGUGUUUACCGCAUUAUGCCACUUGCGCAAAUAUGUAGGCACCAUGGUUCUUUUUGAGGGUGCCACGUGUAAGCCUAAUUGUGGAGCACCAUGGCAAACUGGGAACGAAACAAAAGGAUCUUACUGGAGCUGGUGAAGCUGCCGGAGAACAGACUUUGUGCAGACUGUGGUACACCCGAUCCGGACUGGGCAUCCUACGAGUUGGGUUUGUUUGUGUGUCUGAACUGUUCUGGUGUACACCGCAACCUGUCCAGCCGAGUAAAAUCCAUAAAGCUUGACUACUGGGAAGAUGAGCUCGUGGAGUUGAUGAAAUCCAGUGGCAAUGCCAGAGCCAGAGCUUUGUAUGAAAAAGCACUUCCUCCUUACUACUACCGACCACAGCAAACUGACUGUGCAGUGUUAAGAGAGCAGUGGAUUCGAGCCAAAUAUGAAAGGUUUGAAUUCACAGGAGAGACCAAGUAUCCACCUCCAUCUUAUACCACAGGCUUCUAUGAAGGGAUCUUGUGGAAGAAAGGAAAGGAGAACACACAGUUUCUGAAGAGGAAGUUUGUUUUGUCUGAGAGGGAAUUCACUCUGGCUUACUACAACAAGGAAAAUGAGUCCAAAGGGCCAAAAGCCCUCAUCUCUAUCAAGCACUUGAAUGUAACAUUUCAGCCAGAAAAGAUCGGUCAUCCCCAUGGGAUGCAGAUUACUUACCUUGACAGGGACCACACCAGGAGCCUUUAUGUGUACCACGAGAGCCCUGAGGAAAUAGUCACAUGGUACAACGCCCUACGUGCCGCUCGCUAUGCAUACCUAAAGACAGCUUACCCGACCGGAACCGAUGCCGAUCUGAUACCGAAUAUAACACCAAACUACCUGAAAGAAGGAUACAUGGAAAAAACAGGGCCAUCGCAAAAGGAACCGUUCAAAAAGAGGUGGUUCAUUUUGGACUCCCAAAAUAGGAAGUUGCUUUACUUCAAAGGCUGUUUGGACGCUGAGGAAUUGGGGGUCAUCUUUCUUGGCACAGAAAGCAACAGUUACUCUGUUAGGGACUGUGUCCCAAAGCACACCCGUGGGAACAAAUGGAAGUACGGCCUCGUGGUGGAAACACCCGAGCGGCAAUUUAUCUUCAUGUGCGAGCACGAGAGUGAGCAAAGAGAGUGGCUGGACUCCCUCAGACAGGUCAUGUCCAGGCCUAUGACACCACAGGAUUAUACCACUGAGGCCAACAUCAGGAAUAAACGAUGAAAGCUGGAAAGUAGGAUUUAAAUUAUACAACAGCAACAUUUGAAUGGUGACCUGCGCUGUGCCAUGAAUGUGUCCGUGAAAGAACAACUGUGGUAGUUUUCAUUUGAAACUGUAUUGAGUUGAACUUUUUUUGUACCAAAUAAAUAGUUCUGACAACCAUGUCUUACAUCAAA
Molecule: messenger RNA, 1420 nt
Organism: Hippocampus comes (tiger tail seahorse)
Lineage: Eukaryota; Metazoa; Chordata; Actinopteri; Syngnathiformes; Syngnathidae
Gene: adap2
Product: ArfGAP with dual PH domains 2
Exons: 11
Coding region: 108-1247 (379 amino acids)
Biological process (GO): heart development; positive regulation of GTPase activity
Cellular component (GO): plasma membrane; cytoplasm; intracellular membrane-bounded organelle
Molecular function (GO): phosphatidylinositol bisphosphate binding; GTPase activator activity; phosphatidylinositol-3,4,5-trisphosphate binding
Source: RefSeq, a predicted model, not a curated record